Molecule: messenger RNA, 1766 nt
Organism: Hipposideros armiger (great roundleaf bat)
Lineage: Eukaryota; Metazoa; Chordata; Mammalia; Chiroptera; Hipposideridae
Gene: PNO1
Product: partner of NOB1 homolog
Exons: 7
Coding region: 94-852 (252 amino acids)
Cellular component (GO): nucleus
Molecular function (GO): RNA binding
Source: RefSeq, a predicted model, not a curated record
CCCUGGGGCUGGUUGGCCAACGCUGAAGCCGCGGGGUGCCGCAGCACACGUGUUCGAGUCGGAAGCGCCUGCUGGGGCUGCAGAUUCCCGGGCAUGGCGACACAAAUGGAGGCGCAGGCCACUGGGGCCGAGGACGGCUUCACCCCGGUCACCCGCAAGGGUGCCCGGCGGGCGAAGAAACGGCCGGCUGAGGCGCUCUCCGCGGCGGAGGAGGACGGGGACGCGGGCCGCAUGGACACGGAGGAGGCCCGGCCCGCGAAGAGGCCUGUCUUCCCUCCCCUCUCCGGGGACAGGUUCCUGGAUGGGAAGGAAGAAACAAGGAGAAUUCCAGUCCCAGCGAACAGAUACACACCAUUGAAAGAAAACUGGAUGAAGAUAUUUACUCCCAUUGUAGAACAUUUGGGACUUCAGAUACGCUUUAACUUGAAAUCGAGGAAUGUAGAAAUCAGGACUUGUAAAGAAACCAAGGAUGUUAGUGCUCUGACAAAAGCAGCGGAUUUUGUGAAAGCCUUUAUUCUUGGGUUUCAGGUGGAGGACGCACUUGCCCUCAUUAGGUUGGAUGACCUCUUCUUAGAGUCUUUUGAAAUUACAGAUGUGAAGCCCCUGAAGGGAGACCACCUGUCGAGGGCAAUAGGAAGAAUCGCUGGCAAAGGAGGAAAAACCAAAUUCACCAUAGAGAACGUGACACGGACUCGCAUAGUUUUGGCUGAUGUGAAAGUUCACAUCCUUGGCUCUUUCCAAAACAUCAAGAUGGCAAGAACUGCCAUCUGCAACCUUAUCCUGGGAAAUCCUCCGUCAAAGGUUUAUGGCAAUAUUCGAGCCGUGGCUAGCAGAGCAGCAGAUCGAUUCUGAUUUCAAUGCAGAGACUUUUUAUGUUGUCCUUGGACUCUAGAGACAAAAAGACUUUACCCUCUACCAGUGGUCACAAGAAACCAUGUGAAGAAUUUUUCAGUCGCUGUAAGCCUCAGACCCUUCUUCAGUUCUCAGGCAGAAGCAUACACAGAAAGGAAAAGUUUGAUAAUAUUCACACUCAACAGCUUUAAGGAUAGUUUAAAUAUCAAAAUUUAGACCAUUAUUAUACUCAGACAUUAAUACAAUUUAUCAUUUUUUGUUUUUCGUUUUAAAUCAUGUAGCAGAUUUGUAUAGUUUCUAAUUCUUUUAUUUGGAGGGAAACUUGUUUAUACAGUUCUGUAUGAAUUUAUAAGUUAUUUAUAAAUUUAUAGCUUUUUAUGAAUUUGUAAACAUUUCUUCUGAGUUGUAAUUAAAGAAUUGUCUCAGAAAACCUGUCUGAAUCAUGACCCUUAAUACUGGGUGGUGUGUGACUGUUUUAUAAUCAGGUCAUAAACAGCAGUUUGGCUAUACUGUGUGAACUAAAAGGGCUAGUAUUUGUACCUGUUUUGUAGUUUAUAAAAUUGAAGACCUUUAUCACAAGGUUGACAUGAGAAAAAGUUAUUUUUCACAUCAGUAUAUCAUGGGAGUAGACAUUACCAAUAAUGUUGGAUCUAUUUCUUCUAAGGUAGUGUAAAUGAAAUAUGGUAAAAGAAUGUUUUCACUCCUAAAAAUGUUACGGUAUCCUGCAAAUGUAAUUGCCUGUUUUAACUAGCAUCUGCCUAUUUAAAUACCUGAUUCAGUUUCUGCAUUUUUUAAGUAAAAGGAAUUCAUUUCAUUAAACAUGUAUGGUAUCACAUUUGCUUGUACAUCUCUCAAACCCUUGACCAAAACUUGAACUUUACUGAUGGGAAGAUUAAAAAGUUCAUGUAAACUUC